Molecule: messenger RNA, 984 nt
Organism: Serendipita indica DSM 11827
Lineage: Eukaryota; Fungi; Basidiomycota; Agaricomycetes; Sebacinales; Serendipitaceae
Source: the annotation of a GenBank genome assembly
AUGUUUCCAUUUCAACCACUCACCACGCCCACCAGCAAUGCACCCACCGUCAAGUUUCAUCUUAUCGACACUCCUGAGGAUCUUUGCCACGACCCACAAUGUCCAUGGGACUCUGUUAUGGUCAAGUACUUUAAACUCAAGUCGGUACCGAUUCCCAUCAAACACAAGUACAAUGUCAAUGCACAAGAGUUUGUUCCGGCAAGUCGUCGUCCGGUCAUGCUCACAGAGCCUAUAACGAGGGUCCAGAGUGUGCCACUCCCGACUCCCAAUCCACGCACCUCUGGUAUCUUUGAGAUACCAGGGCCUAAGCCGACACCUGCUCCUUACGAGAACAAAUUUACAGUGCUCUACUCUACGUCCGAGUUUGGUCAGUCUCUCAAGCCAUCCCGUCCCAGUAGCAAGGCACCUUCCGAGGCAGCAACAGGUUCGGGUACAGAUUAUGCACCAUCCAAUCAGUCUCCAGAGAAGUUUCUCCUUGAACUUGCCGAGCAACAGCAGAAACUAAGCGCACUCUACGAUAUGGAAGCAACCGCUGCAAAAGAUGUCAAAGCCUGGCACCUUGCCACCUCGACGUUCAACGAGGCCCUCCUCGAGCUGGCCCCCUCUGUGCUCGAACGGGCCAAACGCCACUUAGCCGAAGCCGCUAUCCAACGCAUUACGACGCACGAAUCCGGGAUGCUCGAACAGAGCCGUCGCAUCGUCAAAGAGGUUGCCUCCAUCAAGAGUGAGCUUGCAGGCAACUUCCACCAGGCGGAGUGUCAGUUGAUGGGGGCCCGUCUUGACAAUAUUAGCAAUGCGCUUGCUAAAGUCGAGAAGGAGCUCAUUGCACGGGCCAUGUCCGAAGCGGCCGCACGAAAUCGAAAGGCUGUCGACCCCUAUUUGGCCUUUGCCACUCUUCAGGAGCAAGCCAGAUUGUUGCAACUAGAAGACAUGGAACUUCGCAGACAAACCCAGGAGCUCGCCUCGAUGAUGCCACCUUACUAG